Messenger RNA from Trypanosoma cruzi, 2403 nucleotides. Its product is annotated as gamma-adaptin 1, putative. Gene Ontology annotation, biological process: receptor-mediated endocytosis; Golgi to vacuole transport; intracellular protein transport. Gene Ontology annotation, molecular function: clathrin-cargo adaptor activity. NCBI's taxonomy places the organism in Eukaryota, Euglenozoa, Kinetoplastea, Trypanosomatida, Trypanosomatidae. Bases 1 to 2403 code for a protein of 800 amino acids. Gene Ontology annotation, cellular component: Golgi apparatus; membrane coat; AP-1 adaptor complex. The record is from RefSeq and is a predicted model, not a curated record. The transcript has a single exon.
AUGGAGGGGAAACUUGAGUCGAUGAGCACUGCGAGACUUCGUGACUUGAUCGUUGCCGUGCGACGGUGCCGCACCUCCGCCGAGGAGAGAGCGCUCAUCAAACGGGAGUGCGCCAUCAUUCGCGAGUCAUUCCGGGAGAGCAGAGCGUCACUUCGCACACGCAACAUGCUGAAGUUGCUGUACAUCACCAUGCUUGGCUAUCCGACGGAGUUUGGACAGGUGGAGGUGGUGAGUCUUCUCGCUCAGACCGAAUACGCCGGCAAACGCGUCGGCUACCUCACACUGCAGAUGAUCCUUGAUGAAAAUGACGAGGUUCUCACAUUGUCUGAGAAUCACAUAAAAAAGGAUUUAGCGCACGAGAAGCCCCUCAUUCAAUCUAUGGCAUUGAACGCGGUGGCAAAUAUUGCGAGUGAGGUGAUGGCACGUGACAUGCUGGAUGAAAUAAGCCGGCUGGCACUCUCUUCAAACACGUACCUGGCAAAGAAAGCAUGCUUGGCGGCAAUUAGGAUUGUACGAAAAGUACCAGAGUAUGCCGAGGUGUUUUUGGAGUUGUUUACAAGCUUGUUUAUUGAUCACAGUCCGGCGGAGAUGCUUUCGGCGGUCACGCUUGUGAAUGAAUGCUUGCGGUUGCCACAGGGAGAGCCAUUUCUUUCCAAAUACCGUGUGAUGGCUAAUGCUGCUGUUCGCGUACUGAAACAGUUAGUCUUAUCAUCGCGUGUGACGGACCAGGAUGUUCUUGGGGUCACGGAUCCAUUUCUUCAGGUGAAGAUUCUGGAGUUUAUGCGAAUUAUUGGCAAAGGCAGCGCCGUUACCUCCGAGGCGUUGAACGACGUGUUGGCGCAGGUUCUCACCAACACGGACGCUACUCGCAACGUCGGUUGCUCCAUUCAGUACGAAUGCGUGAAAACGAUUUACGCCAUCGAGGGUGACGAGGGACUUCGUACGUUAGGAAUCAACACCAUCAGCCGUUUUCUGUCGUCGAACGAUAACAAUCAGCGUUUUGUGGCGCUACAGUCACUUCUGGACUACGCUUCCCGCGAUGCAGAUGCGGUUCGUGAGCAUCAGGACAUUAUUUUGGAUUGUCUUAAAGAUGUGGAUAUCUCAAUUCGUCGACGUGCACUUGAUCUGACGGUGGCGCUUGUCACUGAAAACAAUCUGCGUUUGUUGGUUCCGGACUUGGUUUCCUACCUGACCAUUUCUACGGAGGAGAUGCGGGAGGAUGUGACCCUUCAUUUAUGCCGCAUUAUAGAGAACAAAUCCCCCAGUACGGAGUGGCGCGUGGAGUAUUCGCUACGGGUUUUGCGAUUAGCGAAGCGGUUUGCCCCUGUGGAAUUCGCCACUCGUCUUAUAACUCUGCUCUCGAAUGAAUCUACGGAAAUACAAACCUCGGCGGUUGUCUCCAUGUGGGAUGAGGCUUCUUACCCAUUUGAUGCUCUUCAUCAAUCUCGCAAGGCAUUUCUUGUGGCGGCGGUGUGGGGCAUCGGUGAAUACGUUGAUCUUUUGCUUGACGCAAAGGGAAUCCAGCCUGAGGAUGUAGCGAAAUGCGUUGCGGAAAUCACGACUAACACUGUAUUCAACAUAAUCAAAUGUUAUGGCCUUACUUCGCUUAUGAAAAUCGCCUCCAGGUAUCCGUCAGCGAAGCCAGUUGUUCUCCCCGUACUUUCCAACUACACCACAAGCUUGGAUUGCGAACUGCAGCAAAGGGCAUGUGAGUACAUGACACUGUUGGAAUCUUUUGUAGAGGAAGCGGCCUUUUGUUUUUCUCGAAUGCCGCCAAUUUGUCACGUGGAAGAGGAUGUUGAGGUGCAACCGGUGCCUCAGGUGAAUCUUCCACCCGAGUUUUUGCAGCAAAAGGCAGCCGUUGCGCUGGAAGAUUUAUUUGAAGUGAAUUCCAAACCGAUUGUGAUGACACAUCCUGUGGAGAACAAAAAUAGGGACAACGAAAACAACGUUGUAGCCAUAGAUGAUCUUUUUGGGUUAAAAACGGAUGCCUCUUCGAAUACCGCCCCUCUGCCGACUCCAUCGGGAGCUGCCACUUCUGCUGAAAUGGAGCCUGCGAAACCUCCUCCUGAAGUGCAUGUGUUUGAUUGUGAUGAUUUCACUGUCAGUGUGAGCGGCGUGGUGCAGGGAGCCAUCAACGCAAAUAUAAUUGUUUUUUCACGACUUCCUACCGCGAUGGAGAACCUCUCCAUCCAGGCAGCGGUGCCAAAGACAUCGAUGCUGAAUAUUGGCUUUCUGACGUCUACGGUGAUCCCCCCUUAUGGGCGCAUUGUUCAGCAGCUUAUUGUCGACAACUCCAAUAGCAACAAGAACCCUCGCCUUCUGACACUUCGUGUGAAGCUACUCUACACAGUUGACGGGGCUCCACGCUCGCAGAUGUUUCAGGUGACGCAGGAGUUGUAA